AUGGAGGAGGGUCAUGACUGGGCAAUCUUCGGCCUUGCCGGCAACCUUUCGAUUCGUGAUGACAGCCCCCGGGACGGUGCCGAAAGGUCGCGGCGUGGCCCAGUGGAUUCGCUACUGAGACAAGAAUUGCCGGGCGACGACCCCCUGGCACACCGGCUCCUAUCUCCUCGCCUAUCCUCGACGUACCUGGCUCCCCACGGACCGGCGUCCAGACCUACAUCACUGGUAUCUUCUGGCGACGAUGGCGACCCCAUCGCGCCCACGACUGCCACCAUCAUCGCCGGGGCAGAGACCCACGGCUCGCGCUCUGCCAAAACCUACUCGCCGUCGCCGCGAAAAGGUUUACGAUACCACCACUCCGUCGCCCUGUCCCUACACCACCACUGUUUUUACGUGCCAUCAGGCCUCGCACUCGACACUCCACCAUGGGAAGCCACCGAACGAAAGCCCCCUCACUGCACCUCGCCCCGGCUUUCGGACUACGCAAUCCACCCCGCGACACCCGUGCACCCUAACCGCCUCGGAUUCCUGCCUGUCGGCCAGGCCACUUGUUCUGUAAAGGCGCGGCACCAGCAAGAGCCUCGCCAUGGCGGCCCUUCCGCCGCGUUAAUCGAGACUUGA
Chaetomium globosum CBS 148.51 is the source of this 621-nucleotide messenger RNA. RefSeq lists its product as uncharacterized. The transcript is spliced from 2 exons. NCBI's taxonomy places the organism in Eukaryota, Fungi, Ascomycota, Sordariomycetes, Sordariales, Chaetomiaceae. The record is from RefSeq and is a predicted model, not a curated record. Bases 1 to 621 code for a protein of 206 amino acids.